This is a messenger RNA of Etheostoma spectabile (orangethroat darter), 3946 nucleotides long. It is a transcript of the gene sertad2b, whose product is annotated as SERTA domain containing 2b. The transcript has 2 exons. Gene Ontology annotation, molecular function: transcription regulator activity. NCBI's taxonomy places the organism in Eukaryota, Metazoa, Chordata, Actinopteri, Perciformes, Percidae. Bases 197 to 1459 code for a protein of 420 amino acids. The record is from RefSeq and is a predicted model, not a curated record. Gene Ontology annotation, cellular component: nucleus.
CUUAAACGCAGCACCAGACUGUGACAUUAGAAGUGUUGGGCCGAUCCUACGUGGUCUAUCAGUUUUUAGAUUAAAAAAAAAAGAAAUUAGACAUCUUAACAGUAGCGGAGUGAGCUUUCUGCCGUGGCAAAGACAUUUCUUUGAAAUCUAUUUUCUACUUUAGCACCGUGCUGGACGGGGCUGCCAUAGAGGAUAUAUGUUCGGUAAAGGUGCGAAGCGGAAGCUGGAUGAGGAUGAAGAGGGGCUGGAAGGCAAAACGCUGGAGGCGCCGAUGGCGGGAGGGGGAAUAGGCCUCUGUCCGGAGGGCCUGUCCAAGGUGUCGUACACCCUGCAGCGGCAGACCAUCUUUAACAUCUCCCUGAUGAAGCUGUACAGCCAGCGGCCGCUCGGCGAGCCCAGCCUGGAGCGCCGCGUUCUAAUCAACAACAUGCUGCGACGCAUCCAGGAGGAGCUCAAGCAGGAAGGCUCCCUGCGGCCGCUGCUCUUGCCGCCCUCGCCGCCGCCCGACGACCCCAUGGACGAGGGUUACCGUGAGGCGCCGCCAUCCUUUGGUGUUUUGUCUGUGGCAGCACAGGUAUCCCAGCCUUCUGCCCUGUUGAUGCCGGUGAUCGUUCCACCACCUUCACCCCACCCAAUGGUGCCUCCCAACUGCCAGGCAUCCCAGGCCUGCUCAAACCGUGUGGAGGCCUGCCCCGCCCCUCUGGAAGCCUGCCUCACUCCAGCCUCUUUACUGGAGGAGGAUGGUGGAGAUCCAGCCUUUUGUACUCCAUCCCCACCCACUCCUCCACUGUCGCCUCCACCGGCGCAGCCUCCUCCAUUACCUUCGGCACUUCUGAGCCAGGUGUCCCCCGGGGUCCCUGUGUCCGCCUCGUCCAAUGACAGUUUCCCCUCUGCUCUGAGUGACAUGGAGUUGUGUCCUUCCACAGCCAUAACAAGGACAGCAGCAGCUAAUACUACGACCGUGACUACCUCCCCAGCUCCCACGCCACUCACCCAGCCCUCCCACUUAGCGGCCCUCUCCCCAGCACCCAGAGACUGCAGGACCAUGGGUGCUAAACCAGAGGCAGCUGGCGUCCUGCUUGCCGAAGCCCGCUGUGCCGAUCUCCGGCCGAUGGACACUUUACCCACACUCCCCCCUGUUGGCCUUGUAGACAUUUCUUCCUCUUCCUCCUCUUCCUCUCCCUCUGGGUUUCUCUCAGACUUGGCACUGGACGACGUCCUGUUUGCCGACAUCGACACGUCCAUGUAUGACUUUGAUCCCUGUACGACAGCAGGGGCUGUGGGCGCAGCGGCAGGUGGUGGACUCACCAAACUGUCGCCGGUGGUGACAGCGGACGACCUCCUCAAAUCGCUUGCGUCGCCAUACAGCGGCCCUGCCCCCCAGGUUUCAGCCAAUCAGCCUUUCAAAAUAGAUUUGACAGAACUGGACCACAUCAUGGAGGUGUUGGUGGGCUCGUGACUCGCCGACACCACCACCUCAGAAACACACAGACAGUUUCAUAUGGAGAAAAGACUGGAAUUAACCUUUGGGAUUGAUUUAAUUAUUUUCCUGGUUGUUGUUUUUAUGUUUUAAAAAAAACUCUUCAGAGGUCGGUAAUUGUAAACGUUGAUAGUGAUGUCAAUUAGUACUACUAUGACAACUACUACUACACAACACUGUGCAUGCACUGUGCUCGCCUUUCCAAAUAUGGAAACUAAGUAACCGGGAAACAAAGACACACAUACAUUUGUAUUUCUAUACUUGUGAGGACCUCCAUUGAUUCCAUUCAUUCCCUAAUCCUAAUUUAAACCUAAUCGUAGUUUUACUCUUUAACCUGAACCUAAGCCUUAAUCCUGAAAAAGUAACUGUACAUAGAAAAAACAAGGACCGGCAAAUUGUUCUCAUUCUGGAGGAUUUUUGCAAUCAUUCUAUCCUUGUGAGGACAUUUACUCCUCACAGGUAUAGUAAUACAAGUGAACACACAUAGACAUCACACACACAAACAAACUGAAUUCAUGGCUUUUAGCAGAUGAGUGCCUUUCAAAAUGACCACUUCUUCAAUUCCUGUUUUUACAGUAUUUGUCUUUUUUUCUAGUUCUUUUCACUUUAACAGCCUAGAGAGGUCAAUCCUCAAUUUUUGUUUUUAAUUUAUUAUAUUGUGUUAAAACUAUUAUUAAGAAAGGUAAUUUGUUAUGAUCAAAUAAUAAUUAUUUAAUCUUUAUCUUAUUAUAUAUGCUAUGUUUUAUUUGUAAAGCAAGCAUAAAAGGUUUUACAAGGAAUACAUUGUUUUGUCAGUGUGCUACAUUAUAUAUUAGCCUGUCAGUAUAAUCACGCUUUGGGAAUAGCUCUAAAACACAUUGCCUGGUUGUUUGUUAAACUCGUUUGGUUGAAGAAAAUGUCUGUUCUUAUACACAUCUUGUCUAUGAAUUCAGUUUAGGACUUUUUAUUUCUUUCUCUUCCUUAUUGGCAGGCAGGCACAUAUAACUGUGCUGGAUGCUUUUUUACAUGAGCUCACACUAUGGUCUAGUUAUCACGCUUCAUUUACAGCAGAAUUCAAAUGAGCUACAUCCACAGGAAAGCUUGAUGUGUUUACAUUGGAAGCAGCAGCUGCGCCACCACCAACUCUUGCCUCCCAGUUGGAUGUGGAUGAUCUGAAAAGUCCAACCUGAGCAGAGACUUUAGACUCUAAACACAUUUUUGUGGCUGAGGACUCAAGACAAAACAACUAUCACAGAUUGCAUAGAACCUCUCAGAAUCACACCAAGAAAAUUGAAUAUUUUAGAAAAUGCCUUAUUUUUGGUUUGGCUCCUACAGAAUCGGCACCACAAGUGACGGACAGAUUACUAACACAUACACACAAUUUGCAGAGUAUGUUUAUUUGUGAUUAGAAUAGGAGGCCUAUAUGCCACAUCUCAGGGUUCUGCUCUCUUCUGUGCAUUGUGUCAUACAGUUUUGAUGUUGACCCCAAAGCCCUGGUUUUAAACAUAUGAUAGUAGGAGAGCUAAAUUUGUCUUGUGAGGAAUUUGAAUGUGGAAACCCAGUGAAGUAGGAAACCCAAACCACAAUGUUGACCUGAUGCAACAAUGCAAAAUACUAAUUGUUUUAUAAACCCUACCCCCCUGCACAGCACAAGCCACUAUGCACGAUCUUUGACCCAAAAGACUAAAUGUGAUGGCUAAGUGUAGCACACACACACACACACACACACAGUUUUAGCAGUCAUGCUAUGUCCAUAUUUGAGCCUUUUAUAUUAUCUAUUGAAGCUAGAAAUAGUUUAGUCCUGUUUACACAAAUGUUGAUUACCUUUAAUAAUUAAGUUGAUGUUACUUUAACUAACUGUCCCAAUUCACAGAUUUAGCAAUUAACUGUGGUUUUCCACGUGAAAAUGGAAACACUAUAUGGAAGAGAUCUUUGGAGUAGAGGCAAUAGGCUGAAAAUAGCUGUGUCACAGUCUCCAAAAUGCACCUCCUCAGACUGCUGACCUUCAUUUAGAAACCACACAACAAGCUUUUGCAAGGUCACAGUGUCACAUAAUUUGCACAAAGCCCAUUCUGAAUGAGACCAACAUGUUGGCACCAGAACAGUUGUGUAAUAGUUGGUAGAUAAGGCCAGUAGUAGACACAGACAUUAGCAAAUCACAGACCUACCAUCUUUCCUUGUAAUGUAAAAGUCAUACUCUUCUUGCUGAAAUAUUCAGAAAGAAAGAAGCAGUGAGUCAGCAAAAGUCAGACUAACUCACCUUGCUUCUCAUAGCCAGACAAUGCAAUAAAAGUUGGUCUAAUUGGCUCAAAUAUAAAAAAUAAAAAAAAAGAUCCACCCUGGGAUACUUUUAUAUCACUGUCAUAUGUUCAAUGCGUUUACGGAUUUGCUGUGUGGUGAAGUGUUGUAAUUGUCUUGAGGCUACUCUGGGUGAAAUUGGAUUCUGCCUUCUCCGGAUUUUUAAAGGGGCUGUAUUGAUAUUCAGAA